Phymastichus coffea is the source of this 1113-nucleotide messenger RNA. RefSeq lists its product as uncharacterized. NCBI's taxonomy places the organism in Eukaryota, Metazoa, Arthropoda, Insecta, Hymenoptera, Eulophidae. The coding region runs from base 433 to 966 and encodes 177 amino acids. The record is from RefSeq and is a predicted model, not a curated record. The transcript is spliced from 4 exons.
UUCCUUUUGCACAUGGUUUAACCUACUUUUAUCUUUGAAUAAAAACUGUAUUAAAUGAACUAGAAAAAAUAUUGACUUGCGAAUGAUCGACGGCUUCGACGAUAUCGGCUGCGCUGCAUGUCAAGUACUGUCUUCUUAAACGUAGUUGAUUUCGUAACCCUAUAACGAAUGUAUUCAUUCGAGAUAUAUCUUUGAGAUGAAGUUAAUUAUUCGCCAAGUAAUUGCCGCGCUAACGAGCAUUACCAGCCAUUGCACGAGAAUUAUUUGAAUGAGUAUUCAUUAUGAACUCACUGUAUUAUCAAAGUAAUUCUAAUUAUAACGCGAUUCACAUGGAGAUUAUAGUUUCCGCUGAAAAAGUACGAAUACGCUAGCGAUCGGAGCGAGCUACUCAGUUUUAAUCCACAGGUUAAUCGAGCGAACUUCAAGUCCACUAUGAGUCUGUCUACCAUCGGUCACGUCUUACUUGCUUUAGUUUUAAUUAAUACGACGGAUCAAUCAUAUGCGAUAGUGAUAAAAUUCGAAGAUGUCGACGUGACUUACGUCAAUGGGGAGUUCGUCGAUGAAAAUACUUUCGAUAUAUCCGUGAACUACAUCAACGCGACGUACAGCACUUUGCGAUGCAAAGCAGACGUUCUGAAAAAAUUUCCCGAAGACACCCGAAUUAUAGCAAAAUUAUACGGCUAUGCUUUUGGAAAUUACCGGGUACCUAUGGGUCUCAACGUCAACACUUCGACUUGUGAUUUGAAGACAAAAACUAUGUUUAUGGCUCCUUUCAUAACUGCUAUCGGAGGUGACUUGGAUAAAUGCGGACCGGACGUGGGUGAAUAUGGAAAUGAAAGUUUCAUCCCGAUCAACUUUUCUAAGCUUCCAAGCGUAUUCCCAGCAAAUAAAUAUCUCAUCGACGUCGAAGUAAGCAAUAAUGACCUAAAAAUUGUACAAGCACAAUUCUUCAUCAAUUUACUUUAGAAAACUACUGUGAAAAUAAUACAACUAUGAAAAUGUAUGAAUUAUACCUUCUCUCCAUUGUUCUUAUUUUAUUAUAAUCUGUAUAUGUAAGAAAAUUAAUAAUAAACAAAAAAUAAUUCUCCCGUUCUAACGAAGAAAUAUUUUACA